Messenger RNA from Microbotryum saponariae, 785 nucleotides. The record is from the annotation of a GenBank genome assembly. NCBI's taxonomy places the organism in Eukaryota, Fungi, Basidiomycota, Microbotryomycetes, Microbotryales, Microbotryaceae.
AUGUCGCAGCGACUCUUUCUACGUGCACUCGGGGCACCAACACCACUGAAACGAAACAUCAGCACCACACGGUGCGCCUACUCUGCCUACUCUGCCUACUCUGCCUUCGGUGACGCCCUGGCUUCUUCCUCCUCCUCGUCGUCGUUGCUGCGUCCUCUAUCCCCAUCAACGUCUGGAUCGUCCCCAUCUUCCUCGACAGGACGAACAACCAAAUCUUCCGCCCCAGCCUCGACGUUCCCCGCCUUGACCCGCACGAGCUUACCCCCGCCGCCGCCGAGCGCGAAGCCGUCGGUCGAAACCGAGUUGCUUGGCUACCUCGCCCGACUCAUCAUGCAAUCGGGCAAGCUCGAACGCGCCCACUCGCAUAUCGCGUUGAUGCUGGCCCAGAUCCAAACCGCGACGCACUCGCCGCCGUUGCCGGUGCUGCAAAAGGCGCUGCAGAUCGUCGAGCCCUCGAUCCGGAUCGUCGGGAGGAAGAAGGGCACCAAGUCGUUGCCGACGCCGCAGCCGCUGACGGAGAAGCAGAGGACGCGCCAGGCGUGGAAGUGGAUCGUCGAGUCGAGUGACAAGAGGCAAGGGAUCGAGAAGCAGUUUGGAAAACGGUUGGCGCUGGAGGUCCUGGCCGUGCUCGGUGGUCAAUCCGAGGCGAUCAAGAAGAAGGAGGCCAAGUUAGUUCUAUGGCGCUCUGUCGUUUGCAUCGACCAUCGCUUGAAUGCUGAAGUUCCUCUUCUCGUUCUCUCAGGCAUCAGCAGGGUGUCGUCGGUCGGGCCAACGUGGGACGGUAG